AUGAGAAGCACAUUUGUUGUCUUGCAGCUUUUAUCCACACUAUGCCCUUUAGAAGUGGCCGCCUCAUUCCUGGGGGAAAGCAGAAGCUCUUCAGAAAAACCACUCCACAGGGGACCAAGAGAACUGAAUGCUCCAUCUCCGAUAGACUGUAAGCUGAGCAACUGGAGCGAAUGGGGGCCCUGUGACCCAUGCACUAGUCAGAGGUUUCGUUCUAGACAUGUUCUAAGAUUUGGACAGUUUGAUGGAAGACCAUGCCUGGAGCCCUUAGGAGAUACACAAAGCUGUACAACCAGCGAAGUCUGUCCUGAAGAACCAGAACCAGACUGUGGUGCUGACUUUCAAUGCAAUUCUGGUAGAUGUAUAAAGCAACGACUUGUGUGUAAUGUAGACAAUGACUGUGGAGAUUUUUCUGAUGAAGAUAACUGUGAAGAUGACCAAAAAUCACCAUGCCGUAACCACGAUAUUGGUGUGUCUGAACUUGGCAGGACUGCAGGACAAGGAAUUAAUGUCUUAGGGAUGCAGCCAAUGGCCAGCCCAUUUGACAAUGAGUUUUUCAAUGGUCUUUGUGAACGGGUGCGCGAUGGAAACACACGGACCUACUAUCGCAAGCCAUGGAAUGUGGGUGUUCUUGUUUAUGAUACAAAAGCAGAUAAAACCUUCACAUCUCUGUUCUACCAUGACCGGGCAAGAAUGUUCCGAGAGGUUUACAAAGAAAAGCAAAGUAACUUUAAUGUUGACUUUUCUUUGAAAUACAUACCAACUGAAGGAGCUGACAAAGUUGGAGUAGAAGGAAACAUUGGAGCUUACUAUAACAAGAAUUCAAGUUUAACUACUAUCCUGGAUACGAGCUCAGAAAAGAACCAAACCUUUCUUCACAUAAAAGGAAAAGUUCAGCUGGGAAGAUUCCAAAUGCGGAGUCGUGAUAUCCGUCUCACAGAUACUUUCCUUCAUGAUCUAAAUUCUCUGCCCACUAAAUAUGAAAAGGGAGAAUAUUUCAAAUUCCUAGAAGAUUAUGGAACUCACUAUGCAGUUUCUGGAGCUGUAGGAGGAAUAUAUGAACUUGUGUAUGUGCUGGACAACUAUGCUAUGUCUCGAGCUGAUAUUACUGUAGAAGAUGUGAAGAGAUGUCUUGGCUACAACUUGCAUGCUGGUAUUUCACUUGCAGAAUUACAGGCCAGUGCUGAUUUUGGUGGUAGUCGGUGUGGAAAGAUUCAUGUGCGUGACAAAACACAAUAUAAUGAUGAUGCUAUCAUUGAUGAUGUCAUUUCCCUAGUUGAAGGAGGGCAGAUUGACUUCUCAGUUAAAAUAAAAGAAAUGCUAAUAAGAGGAUCAAAACCAGUUAAUAUAGAGGACUACAUACAGUGGUCUAGGUCUUUGGUUGAUGCUCCAGUAAUGAUACAACAACGGCCUUCUCCAAUACAUACACUUGUUCCAGUUAAGAUGAGAAAUGCAUAUUUAAAGAAACAAAACUUGGAAAGAGCAAUUGAAGACUACAUUUCUGAAUACAGUGUAUGCAAAUGUGAACCCUGCAAAAACGGAGGCACUCUUGUGCUGGUAGAUGGAGCCUGUAAAUGCAUGUGCUCAAGCUACUUCCACGGGAUUGCAUGUCAGAUUCCCAAAUCCACAUUAAUUCAAGUUGUCACUGAUGGAGGCUGGAGCUGCUGGAGUGCCUGGUCCACCUGCAACAACGGAGAAAGCACUCGAACUCGCCAGUGUAAUAACCCUGCCCCAGAACAUGAUGGGAGACGAUGCCAGGGAGAAAGCAUUGAAAAACGGCCGUGUGAGGAAGAGAAAUAGUUGUGCUGCUCAAAAGCAG
Molecule: messenger RNA, 1816 nt
Organism: Pogoniulus pusillus (Red-fronted tinkerbird)
Lineage: Eukaryota; Metazoa; Chordata; Aves; Piciformes; Lybiidae
Gene: C9
Product: complement C9
Exons: 11
Coding region: 1-1797 (598 amino acids)
Biological process (GO): complement activation
Cellular component (GO): membrane attack complex
Molecular function (GO): protein binding
Source: RefSeq, a predicted model, not a curated record